UCUGUGUAAAUAAUAUUGAAAACAAUAUGGAAACUAAAAGGAAACAAUUAUCGUCCAUUUUCUGUAUGAAUUAAUCAAAUCAAUAAUUCUCUCUUACUGCACUUAUCGUUGCGGAGGACACGCAUGGUUGAACUUAUACCAUUUGGUUACAACAGUUUGAACGGUGAUGCAUAUGACACAUUGCUCAUAAAAGCCCAUAGAAGAUAAAACGACGUUAAGUAGAUUGUUGUUUAUAUGAUGGAUUGGCAAACAGUUGAGGAUCAAUGUUUCAAAGACAACAAAUUUUUCUCACAGCUUGUUGGUAUAUGGCCUGAUCAGGAAAGAGUUACCAAAUUUGUUAGACGCCUUGUCAUACUUGUACUAGUUAUUAUUGCCAUUAUAACUGAGGUAUCACGGAUAAUACUAUUUUACAGCGUGGACGCGCUGUUGGAUCAGAUACUGUACCUGGAUAUAGGUAUAGGUAUUUUAAUCAAGCAGUAUAAUUACAUUCUGAACGAGGAGAAGUUGAAGGAACUUUUGAACAACAUCGUGACCGACCAUCUAGUAAAACGAUCAAAGGAGGAACAAGAAAUUUUGGACACGUACUCCAAGAGAGCGAUGCUCUUUUCUUUUAUAUAUAAAGUCAGUAUAUGUUCUUCUGCGUUGAUGUUCAUCCUCAUACCAGCAGUACCGCCAAUUCUGAACGUUAUAGCUCCCCGGAACGAAUCACGAGGCCGCGAAUUCAUCUACCCAGCUUACUAUUUUAUGGAUGAGCAAAAAUAUUAUUAUCCCAUAUUAGCGCAUAUGAUAUCAAUAGCCUUAAUACUCGCAGCUGUAUAUACUGCAUGUGACACCAAUUUGAUUUACAUCAUACAACACGGGUGCGCCUUGUUUACCAUCAGUGGAUAUCGUUUCAAGCACGCGAUGGAUGACGUGAAUCUAUGUGACGAAAAGUACAACGAUGUGUCAAUGUAUAAAACUUACGUGAAAGUGCGUGAAUCCAUCGAAGCUCACAAAAAAGCUGUUGAAUAUGUGGAAAAAGUCAAUGCCUGCCACUUAUAUUACUUCCUCAUCGUCUUGGGCUUCACAAUAGUAGCAUUCACGACCACCUUCGUGAGGUUGUCAGAGACAGAAAUAGGGAUCCGAUUCUUCACGUUAUGGGGGUUCACUGUCGCCCAAUUGGUUCAUCUGUUCUUUUUAACGAUAAUGGGGCAGUUCAUGGUCAACUCUAACGAAGAAAUCUUUCAAACGAUAUACGAAGCCAAAUGGUACAAUGGUUCGUCGAAGAUGCAAUCGUUAUUUGUAUUGGUGUUGCGAAAGUGUUUGAACCCGCCCGCAAUAACAGGUGGAGGAUUGGUACCUUUGAAUUUGGACACUUUUGUACAAAUCUUGAAAGCAUCUUUUUCUUAUUACACAAUGUUUAGGCCUACGUAAAUACAACAGAAAGUUAUGAAGUAAGAAAUAAAAAUUGAGCGUUCGAAUUUUAGUAUGUAUAUUUAUUGGAUGAAUUA
Messenger RNA from Frieseomelitta varia, 1490 nucleotides. RefSeq names its product odorant receptor 49a-like. The transcript has 9 exons. Gene Ontology annotation, molecular function: olfactory receptor activity; odorant binding. Gene Ontology annotation, cellular component: plasma membrane. The coding region runs from base 235 to 1413 and encodes 392 amino acids. The record is from RefSeq and is a predicted model, not a curated record. NCBI's taxonomy places the organism in Eukaryota, Metazoa, Arthropoda, Insecta, Hymenoptera, Apidae. Gene Ontology annotation, biological process: detection of chemical stimulus involved in sensory perception of smell; sensory perception of smell.